CAAUACCGUCCAUUCCCUGAGGACCCGCCGCCCCGCCUCCACCCAACCAUAAAAACUAAUCGAAGCCAGUUGCUCCCUCCCCUACGACUCCCUGACCCCCGCUCGCAGCCUCCUCCUCUUUAACCACAGCUUCAGCAACACCUACGACCUCUUCCCCCCUCCACUGCAACUAUUCCAAUGUCGUCCUACGAUUCUUCGGUGCCUUCAAUGGCACACAAUAUGACUGAACCUCGUUGUCUGGUUCGCCAGCGCCGAGCUCCUCCGCACCAGCACCCUCGAGCCCACCCCUAGAGGGAUCUCCUGGAUUAGGGGUGGCAAAUCGUGCGUGUUGUGUCGUUAUCGUGUCGACACAAUAACGACACGACACGUUAACAACAAACACCGCGUCAAGAAAAAUAACACGUAUUUUGGGGUUUUAUCGAAUUUACUGCUAUCUGCUUUCUAAUUCCGUUUUUUGUUGUUUCAUGUCGCGACAUUUUGUUUCAGAUUCGGCGUCGCGUAUUAUUGUGUCAUUGUUAGUGAAAUUAGUUUAAUAAUAUGGAUGAUUCGGUAUUCGAUGAUCGGGUGGUGAAUUUACCUGUUUUUCGAUGAUCGCGUGGUGAUUCGGUAUUCGAAAAUUGACAUAUUGUUUUGUUUGUUUUAGGUAAUAUUUUCAUUUAUUUUUGUAAAGACAACUAGUUAUUUGGGUGGUUCUUUCAGGAAUAUGCUUGCGGAUGAACUGAUCCUCAACGAUUUACUGUUUUUUCCAGCAAAUAUGUAGGCUUCUUUUAUGUAGAUUCCGUUGGAGUGCUUUGAGAAAUGUAAAACGAUGAAUAAGUUACAGUAUUUUGGGGAAGUUUUAGGUGCAAUUCUUAUUUAUGAUCUUUCAGGAUUCGACAUACCUGUAUAUUUUUGGGAAGUUUUUAGUGCAAUUCUUAUUUAUGAUCUUUCAGGAUUCGAUAUACCUGUAGUUCGAUCCAGAUUAGGCUCACUCCGCUGUUGAUGUUAUGUUUUUAGUGCAAUUCAUGUUUAUUAAUCCUUAUAUUCUGGCUUCCAAAUUACAUAUUCUCUGUAUUUCAUAGGCUUUUGAUAUUUGUUAAAGAAGAUAGGCGGCAAUGAGAUUCAAAACAAGGGAGGUGGUUUCAAGGAAGUUAUUGAUACCUUGCCCUUCUUCGCCACAAGAUGCAAAGUGUUUCGUAACUGGAGACAUUGUUGAGGUCUUCCAUCAAAAUUCUUGGAAGAUUGCUGUGGUCGUGAAUGUUCCAGGAGGCAAAAAAGAAAGUAGAAAUAAGAAGAACUAUCACAAUGUUUCAACAUGCAGGAAUCAAUAUUUAGUGAGGCUAGUUGGGUGCUCAAAGGAAGUGGCUAUUGAUAGAACAAAGCUCAGGAUGAGACAGAUAUGGCAUGAUGGGAAAUGGGUUCCAUCGACAAAGAUUCCUCAAGUAGGUGAUGAUUUAAUACUGAGCAAAUCAUCAAAGUCAAUUUUUUGUCUGAAGAUGAGUCCAGCAUUCAAUUCUAGAGUUAAAUAUCAACCUGGAGAAGAUUGUGGAAACUUCAAAGAUGAAGCUGCACCGAGGGAAUCCGUUGUGAUGUCUUCAAGAUCCUUAAAGAGGAUGUCCCCAUAUGUUUCCUCUGUUAUUGAAGCCAAUGACGUACAUGUACAAAAGUUUCAAACAGCUGACAAAGAAGGCCGGAGGCAGCGAGGGGUUGCUGACCGGGUACUCGACAAGUUACAUGCUGUUGCUUACCAAACGAAACUUUGGGUGAAACAUACAUGCAUGCUUCCCUUAACACUGUAACAAAUGGAUAUGAUCAAAUGGAGAGUUCUUUUGAAAUGAGUGGAGCAAAGCUCAAGUGCUCAUGCCAAAAAACUGGUGCACCAGCAAAAUAUUUCAUCUGAUGAUCAAGAGAUGCCAACUAUUGUUGUAUUCGAUCAUG
Molecule: messenger RNA, 1917 nt
Organism: Salvia hispanica
Lineage: Eukaryota; Viridiplantae; Streptophyta; Magnoliopsida; Lamiales; Lamiaceae
Source: RefSeq, a predicted model, not a curated record